GGACGAGACUCAAACGCAGGAAAAGGAGUGACCUUCGACGAGAUGGAAGAAGAGCGAGGCGCUUCCGAGAAGGAAACGAGCAAGAUCUGAAAAGACGUUUCACCUUCUCGGUUCUCUGUUUUUUUAGAAAGGUUCAGUCGACUUAACGGAGGGGCAACGCGCGUCUUCUUCCUCCCUGAGUUCUCUCCCUCUCUCUUCCUUUCUCUUUCUUUCUUUCUUUCUUUCUUUCUUUCUUUCUUUCUUUCUUUCUUUCUUUCUUUCUCUCUCUCUCUCUCUCUCUCUUUCUCUCUCUUUCUCUCUCUCUUUCUCUCUCUCUUUCUCUGGCAUGCAGAGCUGCAAGAGAGAAGGCCAUUUGCUGUCGUGGCAACGAAUAGCUGUCGCUUCAAGAGACCUUAGCAGCGAGUCUGCUAGCCUCUGUUUCCUGCGUUUUCUCAAGUUUUUCAUGGUCGCGGACCUCAAGCUGUUUUCAGCUCCUUCAGGACCCUCCCUCAGAGCGGGGAAGAUCAGAAUCACCCGCAGAGUCCGUACCGUCCUUCGUUCCUCAUCUUUUUACCUGUCAAGAAGAGAGCGACCGAUCCUUCUAGGUCUGCGGCUCUCGCAGGGCGCUACAACUCAGCAGGCGACCUCUUCUUCGUUUCCUUCUCCUCCUUCCUCUCUCUCUCUGGGCGAUGCCGUCAGACAGGGAGGAUAAGACUCUUCCCUCUUCUUCAGACGGCGCAGCCCCCUGCGUUUCUCCGCCAGCACUGGAGAAGGGAAGUCACGAAGAGAAAGAAGGCGAGGAAGAUGCAGAUGAAGAAGCAGCCGAAGAGUGCCGUGAGUCUUCUCGACUUCUUUCGAGUCACCCUGCGUCUGCGUCGCGCUGUCUUCGAGAUUUCCACGGCGAGAAAGAGGCAGGAUGCGGAGGAGGAAGCUCCGAAACGAGAAAGACGAAGUCGACAGAAAGUGAACGAGUCCCGGUUCCGUCACAGAAGGCGAGAUUUGUCCUCGAGCGACGGCAGAGCAGACAGUCAGAGCAAAAGCGACACGGAGAUCGUGACCCAGAAGGACGAGAAAAAACAGGACGACGACCCUACGGGAGAAACAAGCAUGCGGCGUAUCAUGCUUCCUCUCCAAUUGUGCCUUUUGUCUGCAAGCCUGAUGGUUUGUCUUCCGUGGCGGCGACCCAACGAAUCAUCGAGGCUGUCGAGUCUCUGGUCCACGAAUUUCGUCGCGCUGGCCGCGGGACCUCCUCACGCCCGCUGCUCGCGGCCUCGUCGGGACGCUCUGCGUCUCUGUUUCGGACAACCUUCCUGCUUCCUUGUGCAUGCGGGCCGUACGUUUCCUUCCUGUACCAUUUUGUCUCUUCGCUGCCGGCUGCGGAGACAGGCGUAGCGGCCGCCGCCCUCCUCGCGUCUGCUGCGAUGUGCGUCGUCUGCUGUCUCCUGAGCAACAACGAGGCCUCGCUUGUCUCCUUCGUCCGCUUCGUCAUCUUCCUCCCUCCCGUUCUCCUCGCUGCGUGGCUGGCGUACAGAAGCCGGACCAUUGAACAUCUGCGGGCAGUGUCCAAACUCCAGGAGGCGUUGGAUGAGUUCAAGACGGAGACAGGCUUCGCCUCGCUGUGCGGCCCUCUGUCUCCGUCUCAACUGUCUCCUUCCUCGUCUGCGCCUCGCCGGCCUGGGUCCUCGGCGCUCUUCUCUCAUGCCGCGUCUUCACAGGCGUCGUCGCAGUGCCCUGGGGACGAGGCGUCCUUCAUCGGGAAGGAGACAGCUGCUCAUGCGUCGUCUCCGGUGUUCCGCAAGGACGAGCGCGCUCAGGCCGAAGGACUUCUUUGCUCCUCCAGUGGCUUGGGAGGCGACUAUCCGCCGGACUACUCGCGCCUGUCGCCUGCCCAGUUGUUCGCCGCGCUGCAGGUCCUCGUCGGGGACAGCGCCGACGCCCGGUUCUCUUCUCUCUCGUGCUCCGGAGAAGCCGCGACGGGGGGCAGCUCGGCAGUCUUGCAUGCAUUCGAAAAACGUCCUGCGAGUCGUCUUCUCCCCGCGAAGAGCGGGGACGCCGCGGAGGGGAAGAAGGAGAGUCGCGCAGGCGCCGAGGCGGUCAGAGAGGCGACCGCGCAGAGAACGGCGAAGGGAGAAAAACGAAGGGAAGACAAGGACGCCACAGGCGCCGACUUCGCCCCCGACGACCAUCUCCCGGCUGCGUCGCUCGUUGCGGUGCUGCGAGAUUCUCAGUGGCAACGGGUGCCGAGGAACAUGCUGGCUGCAGGCGAUGUAUUCAAACUUCGCCCGGGGGAUCCACUGCCCUGCGACGCCGUACGCGUUGUUCCGGCCUUCUUGGUUUCCCGUCGCCACCGGCUGAGCGCGGGAGGUCCGCGGAGACAGGACUCGCCUUCGGGCAUGUCUCACAGGUCCGAACAUGGCCGUGCUGUGUCUGCCUGCGUUCCUCCGAGGAGCGAGCUCCACGGUGAGAGACAGCGAACGGCUUCCAAGGCGCCUUCGCCUCACACGGGGGGCGGCCCCAGUCUUCGCGAGACCCCCUCGCGGUCCUUGAGUGCAACCGCACUCAAACUGUCCUUGCCGUCUUCUUCUCGACCUCACUCUUCUUCCUCCCCUGCGCGUUCUCUGUCUGAGUCGUCCGGAUCGUCUUCUCGCUCUCGCUCUCUCUCUCGCUCUCUCUCUCGGUAUCUGUCUCGGUCCUGUGCUUCCUCCCGUUCCUCCCCAUCGUCUGCUGCGUCUUCUCCCGCGUCCCAGAGGUCCACGCGCCUCGUCCUUCGUCCAGUCUUCUCAGCCGGCGUCUACCGCGUCGGCACGGUCUUCUCGCCUUUCGGUUCCGACCCAGCGCGGCGCACUGGAGCCCGGAGGGCGUCGUCGUCCUUGUCAGCCUCGCCUCUGACCUCUUCGCCUCUGGCCGGCUCGGCGGACGGUGAAGAGAGAGCCAGAGAGCCCCGCACUUCCUCUCUCGCUCGCUUUCUAUCACCUCACCACGCGACGAAGCGACCCAGACGCGGAGACCGAACUCAGCGGGCCGACGCCCCGCGCGAACGUCUUGAUGGCGCGUCUGCGCUUGCGUCUUCCGGUUGGGAGUCUGUGUCGCGCAGGCAAGCUUUCGACGCAGACGCGGCAUACGCGAGACCGCGAAGCACGCGGCUUUGCCCUUCACCGUCGGACUCGAAUAAAAACGACUCUUCGCGGUCGGCCUCGCGCCCUGGAAGACGGCUGAGGGCCUCCUCGCCUCGCCGAAGAAAGGCGUUCUCUGGGGCGUCCAGUGACGCCUCUGGAAGGAGACAUUCUCCAGUCGACUCGCCCCCGCGGGCGUCUCGCCGACCAUACGCCUCAAGCCGGAAACCGCGGCGCCGCGGAUCGUCUCCCCUGUCCUUUUCCGUUGACCCUGCAGGCAGUUCAAGUCGCUUCAAGAUCGCACGAGGCGCCAUCGCAGGCAGGGAAGGAAGGCGAGGCAGGCGAAGCCGAGAAGAGUCGAGACGAAGGGAUGCCUUGACCGGCAGGGAGGGGGGGGAGGACUCGCGAAAGCGGUCGCGGCCGAGCAGGGUGUCGGGGACGACAGCGGAGCAAGGUCGAGACGCGGUUCGGAGCGAAGGCGACAACCAGCUUCCGUCACGAGAGAGAAGAAGAAGAACCGACCGAGAAGAUGGCGGGGUUUCGUGGCGAAGUUCGAGGCGAGGCGCCAGCGACCAAACGAGGAAACGGCGUUUGCGGGACUCUGGAAAAAAGCGCUGGCUCUCCGACGUCGACGAAGGGUACUGGCUAGACAGCAGCGAAGACGACGCGAGAAGCAACGGCCACCGACGAAGACGCGACCUGCACGAUGACGGCCUUCACGGCGACGGACGCAGAGAUAAAAGCGCGAGGCGACACCUGGACGUCCGAAGUCGCCGAGAGAGAGAACGGGGAGAGCGGGGCAGAGACCGACACCGGGAACGAGAGAAAGAGAGAGGCAGAGAGCGAGAGAAAGAGAGCAGCCGCGCCAGAGGAAGAGAGCGGGACAGGGAGGGCGAGGGCAGGAGAAGGCGGCGGAGAGAACGAGAGCGAAGAGAGGAGUCGGGAGAGCCAGGGCAUGCAUCUACCACACUCCGAAUACGCCGUGUGAGCGAUGGUGACAAGGAACGUGGACGGAGCGGAUCCUGUGGUGCCUCGGUUGAACAGCGAGAAGAAAGACAGACAUGCGUGAACCGGCGAGAGGCGAGAGAGCGAGCUCUGCAUGGAAGCAGUCGUCACGGAAAUGGACAAGGUCUCGAAGACUGCAUAGAACGGUGGCGCGCGAGUGAGACUCUGGCUGUCGCGGCCGAAAGCUCGUUUGAAGACGAAACGCGAGGACGACAACCGUUACUUCAAGCUCAUUUCAAAACAAAGUCAAAAUACGUCUGCGCGUCCCUCGCUGACAGAGAAGCGACGCGGCCCCUGCGCCCGCGGCUCCUCGGGAACGCACCGAUGCACAGUCGAGCGCCUCACGGCGACUCAGACGACUACUUGCUCUCUACAAGAAACCGCGAAAACGACAUCUCGGAGACACAGAAUGCAGGAGCGAGACCUGAGUCGCAUUCGGCCUCCCUCACGUCUCCACCGUCCUUGCCGUUGCGCUUUCUCGACUUCUUCUCGAGACCUGCGGACCAACACCCCACCUCAGGACUGGGGCGGAAAGACCGCGAGUCAGACUCAGGAGGCGAGAGAGGAGACACAGGUCGCAUCGGACUCGCAGCCAGUUGCGAAGAAGCGAAGCAGAAAGCAGCGUGGUGGGAAGUCGAAGAACUCGAAGAAGAGUUGAUAGAGGCCGCAAACAAUGAUGGUGUCGCUGGCGAGCUGAAGUCAGGAACGUUCAUCGCCCUCCGAACGUCGUGCGUUGGAACGCUCAGAUCCUUCUUGGAGGCGAGUCUGCGAAACCCAGCGUCCUCGAAAAGCCGCGCCAAAGUUCCCUUCUUCGAGGCUGCAGACUUAGUUAGCCGGCAGCUCGCUGUCGUCUGGCUCGUCGCAUGCACAGUGUGCAUCGUCUUCGUGAUCCUCUGGGACGUGAUCGCGCGCACAGGUGACGAGGUCGUACCUCUCGGCCUCCGCAUCGCUCGCUGGCAGCUUCCCAUCAACGUCACCUUCUGCAUGCUCAUGGCCAUCCCGCGGAUCCUCGGAGAACUGACGGACAUCUGGGGGAAUGCCCGGCUUCAGUCUUUGUUUCAGGAGGCGCAUUACCGGGCGCGCAAGGAUGCCUGCGUGGACGUGGAAGGCGAAGGCCGCGUCUGUCGUUCGAUUUCUUCCUCUUCUUGGACGACGGAUGACUCCUCUGCUGCUUCGUCGGUCUCGUCCACCGUCUCUGUCUCCAAUGUCCCCAUCAGCAAACAAAUCAAGGAACUGAUCUACAUCUUCAAAAGGGGUCUGGACGGCUCUUCGAAUCUGCUGCACACCAUGAACAGCACGACGGUUCUCUGUUUCGUCGACAAAGAUGGAAUUCUGGUCGACGCGUGCCGGACGCUCCAAGAGGUCGCUGUAGGCGCGUCGAGCACGGUGCAUGUACCUGCGCCUGAAGCCGCUCGCGAGGCCUCAGGCCUGCCGGGAUCUCCUCCCCUCCACCUCGCGGGUGGGGGGCAGUCUGGGACCCUCGGCACUCGUGAGGAAGAGGGAGAAGAAGAGCAGGAGCACGAGCAGAGCGACGACGAGCAUGAGUCUGGACAGGGCGCGCCAGACGAGACCGCGCGACCGGACCGCGAGCAGGAAGAAGGUGGACGGGAGGAUCCGAACGAACACGAUGAGCACGAUGAGCGCGAGGAGGGAGACGAAAGAGGCGACCAUCUGCACUCGCCGUCGCUGUUUUUCGCCAACCCAGAAGACGAGUGCGUCGAUGGCGGAUUCUACAGUUUUCUCCCAGUAGGCGAGCAUGCGGCGCCUUUCACUCUGGGCCGAAAGCCUAAGAGCACACGCAUGCGGAGCACAACCACAGGGCCAGGCGCUGCGCGAGCUGCAGACGCUCGAGCGAAGGCGAUGAAGCGACAGGAGAGAGAAGGCGAAGAGAGAGAAGAACCGACGCGAGUCUCUGUCUGGCGGUCAAAAGACUUCGAACCGAGCGAUGAGCGCUGCGACCAACUGAGGCGUGAGAGAGACAGCGUUCACUCCAAAAAAGACGACGGUUCUGGGAUGACUCGGGAGUUGCCGUCGUCAAUCCCUGCGACAGACACAGAAGCUGGUCAGCGGGAAAAAUCUGGCGCAUGCGUGGACAGCGCACAUGCAGAGGCAAGUGAGAGAAGCCGGGAGUUGCCGGAGGAGCGACUUGAAACGGAAGAAGCAAACGCACUUCCGAGAGAGGCAAGAAACAAGCGUUCGUUUUUAUCGUUCACCGCAACGCGGCCGUCUGAGCAAAGUCGGCAGCUCCUUGAGCCACUGGGCGCGCCUCGGCGCCUGCCCACCGAAGAGGAGGAAUUUCAAGAGUCCGCGAUGCAGUCGCGCGACGAGUCACCGGCUUCGUCGCCUGCACGACUUCCCUCCUCCCUCGCCUCCUCAGUCGCCUCGUUUCUUCCUUCCCUCCAGCGCAGUCGGGCAGCGACGCAAAAAAGAAGCAGAGAGGCCGGAAGAGCAGACGAGAGAGACGCUUUGAGAGAAAGGCGAGAAGGUGCAGACGGAAGAGCUCACGGCCCAGAGGGAGAAGAAGAUGCGCGGCAGACGAGUGGGGACAGCGAGACAGAGGAGAGACGCGGAGACGCAGAAUGGGGCGUCUCCGCUGUCGAUGCCGAACGCUUUGUUCAGUCGGACCUCAGCGAGGAACAUGAUGAGGAAGGCGACGAAAGAGGUGAAGAACGCAGAAGCGAGGAGGCGAGACGCGAGGACCGGGAAGAGGAAGAGCGCAGGGUCGAGGAGGAGCGAAGAGCCGACGAAGCACACGGCCUACGGGAAGAGGAAGAAGACUAUACACGCGAGCGACAUGCGCAAGACAGCCAAGUCUUGUUGAGGCCUGUAACCGAGUUCAGAAAAGUUGUUCUCGACCUCAUGAACGACGAUGAAUGCGUGGUUGGCCUGCGCUUCGAAAAUGAUUCUUGGAUCGAGUACAGCACUCAGCUGAAGGCUCUCGCACUCGCCAUGGCCCUGACGCAGCUCCCUCGCACUCCGCGACAGAGCCUCGCCGAUCCGAGUUGGCUUUUUUCCCUCUACGUUCAAGACGUCUUUCUGCCUCAUCCUGAUCGCCAAGCGGCUCAUGAAGAACUCCUCGACUGUCAGUGCAGCCUGGCGAAGAUCGUGGGGUGCUCCGAUACGUUUCUGCGAAACUUCCUUCCGCUCAGAUUCAUCCUGGCUGUCGCGGCGUCGCUGCCCCCGCGCCACUCCGCAUCGCUGAACUCGCGUCCGGCGUCUUGCUCCCGUCUUCCGCGUCUCUCCGCGAGCCGCGCGGCCAGUCCUCGACAAAGACGAGGAAGCGAGGACCGAAGACGGCAGGCUCCAGAAGGAGACAGUGACCCAGACGCCACGGAGGAGGCGGCAAACGCGACGGGAACAGCAGUGGAGGCGGAGGGAGGAGACAGACAGGAAGAAGGAGCAGAGGGCGGCGACGAAGACGACGGAUACGGGGACGAAGAGGACGAAGGAAGCGACGUUGAGAGGGCGCGGGAUGCGAGCGCAGCGAGGCGAGAACGUUGGGGGCAAGACGUGGAUGUUUCGGACGGCGAAACGAGAGACGACGAGAACGCGCGACGGCUGGGAGUGAAUGGAGAGAAUAAACACACACGUGCCUUCACUCUCAGGCGAGUGAGAUGGGCAGAUGCAUGUGGAGUUUUGAAAAAAGAAGCGAAAGGCAACAGGAAAACGCACUGCAAGGCGGCGACAGAGCCCGAUAAAGAAACGCCAUCCGCCCCCAACUGCGAUCGUUCAUUUGCGCUCCAGCGUGACACCAGCGAAGCGGCGGAAGAACGCGGAGUUUUCACUCCGUUUUUCCGAGUGUUUGUCAGCCACAGGAGUCGGCCUCGUGCCUGUCUGCGGUCGUCCUUUUCCCCUUCGGACGACAGCGGGAGGGAACGAGAGGCGAGGCCUCGAAAGCUCGGGGAACAGGACAGUGGCAUGGAGCAGACGCGACAGGGAGGCGAACGAACCGACACAGAUCCGGAAGACACAGAGCGCGACGAAAGAGACGGGAGAGAAGACACAGACCGCGAAGACGAAGAGGGGAAAUGGAGGCGAGAGAGUGCAGAUGAGCAGACGAGGGAGGCGCGACAGGAGAGACGAGAGGGACGUGUGGAGAGAGAGGCUUUGGAAAGCGACCACGAGGAGAGUGAAGUCCUUCGAGAAAGUCCAGGAGGUCGAGCGAGUGACGGAGACGCUCUCAUGCUCUGGGUGGUCCGCGACAUCGCCAGCAAUGUCGCACACCUUUUCGUCAAAGGCGUCCCCGCGCUGCUUCUCCCUCGAGUGAAGUUCUAUCUUGAUGGCCAGCAACUUCUCCCCUUUGAUGCCGGCGCUGCCCACUCCCUCCUCGAACUGAACAAUCAGUGGCUAUCGACAGGCCUCGACGCCGUCGCGUUUGGGUACAGACCUUUGCAGCUUGACCAGGAGGACGCCCUCCUCUCUCUGCUGCACGAGAGGUCACUGUUUUCUCUCUGUACCCCACCAGUGGUGUCUCCGACACCCUCGGCGCCGGACCCUCAUGCAAGCCGUCACCUCCCAGACGACGAACGAGAAGAAAACGACACUCUUCGCUGCACGCGAGACCGCGUUCCGCAUCCGAACAAGAGGCGAAAAUUCGAGUUUCGCCUCUCUCCGGCGUCUGUCACACCUCAAACCACAGACGAAGAACGAGACGCAGAAGAUCGCGAGGCCAGAGACGCAGAUGAAAGACAAUCAGAAGAAAGAGGAGACGGCAGAGAAGACGAGAGAGACGCUAGAGAAGACGAAGGGAUUUGUAGUCGAGAACGAUGGAUUUCUGUCCCUUGUCAUGUUGGAGAGAUUAGCGCGAUGGAGACGGUUGCCCCGGUGCCGCGUGUAUCCUUCGUCGAAGCGUCGAGUCUUCUUCGUUACGCCCGGCGGCGCGAACGUCGACUCCUUAUGCGACGGAACUUGCGACGAGAAAUCGGCCCGAGGGGCGAGACCCAAAGAGAAACAGUGCAAGAGGAGACAAGCCGGCGACGGGUGUGGGGACAAGUUCAGCAAAAGGCCGAGCAAGAGAGUGCGAAAGAGCCUCACGAGACGCCGCGGUCGUCCGCGCAUUUGAAGGCUGGCGAGAAGCAUGCUGCGCUGAGAGAGGCAGAACACACGCUCGAGGGAAACUUGAGAGAAAUCCAGGAAGGCAGAGACGGCAGAGACGUUGCUCAGGGGAGCGAACCUGCGUUUCUGGAAGAACGAGAGUGGCGAGGAGAGACAGCCAGAGAGGUGCAUCGAAUGGAUCAUCGCGGGUGUCGCAAUUCGGAACCGCCGACGGAGAGUGACAGUGUCUCUCUCCUGACGAAUGAAACGUGGUUCCUUCACGGGACUCGGGAGAAAACAGAAGCGACAAACUCCUUACAGCAUGCGGAGGACGCCGAGCGCCAAGGGGACGAGCUCCCCGCUUUCUGUCUCUCUCUGAACGAAGACGCAGGCGGCGAACUGCUGCGGCGGCUGCAGAGUCACUUGAUCUUGUUGGGCAUGGGAGCGAGCAAGCAACUGUGUGCCAAGGAAGUCGCCGCGCGGAUUCAAGAUCUGCACGAGGCAGGAAUUCGAUUCGUGUUUUUCUCGUCUCAAGACGAAAAGAGAACUCGAGCUCUCGGCGCUGCGUUCGGCCUCGAAACUGGAUGGAACUGCAUCAUCUCGCUUCAGCCGACUUCAGGCGGAGACACAUCUUACGUUAACAUGGAUGGAAAGAUCGUCCUGCCUUCGGGCAUUGCUGCGAUUCGACAGCAUGUGGAGGAAGUCGACAAUGUUCCUCUUCAGGUUUCGCUCUUCUGCAACUCGACGCCAGACACCGUCCAGGAGAUGAUGCAAGUCUUGCAAGAAAACAAUGAAGUGAUGACCUGCGUCGGCAGCUGCUUGCGGACGAGUAACUUUCCUCUCUUUGAACAAGCCAAUGCCUCCAUUGCCACCUUCGUCGCCCCUGACGCUCGCUGCAAAGCUUGCGGCGGUCGAUGGUCGCCUGUGGCAUGCGACAGCUCUCUGCCAACGCUCAAUCCUUCUCUCGCUUUUGCGGCCGAUUUGAAUUCCCUUCCUUGUGCUCUUCAGCAGAGCAGCUACCCCGUUGCCGACCCGCACGUGACGAUGGCUGUGAUCUACGAAGCCUUUCGGGAGUCUCGGCGCAUCGUCGACUCGAUCCAGCAGUCUCUGACGUUGUGUCUCUCGUCCUCGAUCUUUCUUUCGCUCUUUUUUCUCUUCAACUCCUUCGCAUUCAUCCCCAACCUCCUCGACCUCGUGUCGUUGCUGCUGUUCCUCCUUCUCUUCAUUCCGCUUCUCUCUCUCGCACUCCUCCUAAAUCCCAAAACAGACAAGCUCAUGAAGGAGUAUCCGUACAAGCCGAUGGACCCCACGCAGACGCAACGGCAGCUGCUCGUCGUCUUUAUGCACUUCGCUGUGCGCCUCGUUCCGUCGGUGAUUGUCAUUUCUGCUCUCUCGCUCACGUACAUGUUCAACAUGGGCCAUGAUCUUUACGGCGACCUGCGCCAGGAGCUUCAGGUCAGAAGUGCUCUCUCUGCUUCUCUCUUGCCGCUGCAUGCGUCGCCUCUCCCGCGUUUCCUCGACGAGGGAAGAGGCAGGCGCCUGGAGGACAGAGACGCCGACGGCCCCCGAGAGAACGCCCGUGGAAGUGAAGGCGGCGGAGACAAACGGCUCGAAGGAACAAGAGGAAAACGCCAACGCAGCCGCGACGGAAGCGCUGAGACUGGAGAAGAAAGAGAGACAAAGAGAGACCUGACGAGCGAGGCGCGGUUCGACGACCUCGAGGGAAAGACCCCUGCUCAGCUUCUCGAAUUUCUCGAGCGAAAAUGCAACAACUUUCGCUUCGGAAUCUCGUGGCUUUCAGGCAAGUGGCUAGCCUGCGGUGACGCAAUGAAGGAUACGGGGUCCGUGUUGGGCGAAGCCUCUCUAGUUUGCGCUGCCUCCACGCCUCUUGUGUUAGGGGAGCUUUUCUGCUUCACACUCGUUGGCGUCACUCUCAUGCUUCUCUCCAUGUCCUACAUCGACCGAUUCGAAAGUCUUCUCGCAAUUCCUCCCGUUCGCAAUCGCUGGUGGCUCGCGAGUUGUGCGCUGCUGACGGUCGUCAUCGCGUUGACUGUGACGACUCGAGUCACUCUGCAUCGUAGAUAUCUGGACUCUGCGGCUUGCCAAGAAAGCAGGAAAGCGGAGUUCUCUUCUUCUGCUGUGUUUUCUGGCUCUUCGCGACCGUUCCAAAGCGAGGGUGCACUUGGAGCCGAAGGAGGGAGGAUGGCAGCACCCGAGCAGAGAGCUGGGAACGACAGACCAGAAGCCGCGGGCAGAGCAGAUGUGCAUGCGCGCCCCCAGGAGACCAGGAAGUUCACGAACUACGCUGCUCUCAUUUGGCCGCACUGGAGUCUGUGCUUACUCGCCGGAUUGCUCUGGAUUUUCGUCGUGAUCGUCGACGAGUUGGUCAAGCGCGUUGAGAGACAGACGCACGAACACCACCAAAAGUAUCUCAAGGUGCUCUUCGCAACGCGGCUGGGCAUGUGGAGUCCAAAGUAGACCAGGCGACACAAACGCUGACUGCAGAAGGUCCACGGGUUCAGCGGUGCCGACGUAUUUACG
Toxoplasma gondii ME49 is the source of this 11672-nucleotide messenger RNA. RefSeq lists its product as hypothetical. The coding region runs from base 669 to 11609 and encodes 3646 amino acids. NCBI's taxonomy places the organism in Eukaryota, Apicomplexa, Conoidasida, Eucoccidiorida, Sarcocystidae. The transcript is spliced from 27 exons. The record is from RefSeq and is a predicted model, not a curated record. Gene Ontology annotation, molecular function: nucleotide binding.